This is a messenger RNA of Nerophis lumbriciformis (worm pipefish), 1714 nucleotides long. RefSeq names its product voltage-dependent anion channel 1 (gene vdac1). Gene Ontology annotation, molecular function: voltage-gated monoatomic anion channel activity. Gene Ontology annotation, cellular component: mitochondrial outer membrane. The record is from RefSeq and is a predicted model, not a curated record. Lineage: Eukaryota; Metazoa; Chordata; Actinopteri; Syngnathiformes; Syngnathidae. Gene Ontology annotation, biological process: monoatomic anion transmembrane transport.
GCUGGCUAACAGAGGCGGGCUUGUUGCGUGACUGCUAACGUGCCGACGCCGACCUUCCUCCUCCUUCUUUCGGCAUCCCUCUUUGGUGCAGUCCACACUUCUCCAGCGCGGCCCGGACAAGGAGAGCACACACCCAGCGAGAUCAUGGCCGUACCUCCGACCUACGUCGACCUGGGAAAGUCUGCCAGGGAUGUUUUCACCAAGGGAUACGGCUUCGGGCUCAUCAAGCUGGACCUAAAAACCAAGUCUGAAAAUGGACUGGAGUUCACCAGCACAGGCUCCGCCAACACGGAGACCAGCAAGGUGGCCGGGUCCUUGGAGACCAAGUACAAGUGGGCGGAGCAUGGGCUGACCUUCACGGAGAAGUGGAAUACUGACAACACCCUUGGCACCGAGAUCACCAUCGAAGACCAGCUGGCGAAGGGUCUGAAGCUGACCUUUGACUCGUCCUUCUCGCCAAACACCGGCAAAAAGGGCGGCAAGCUGAAGACGGGCUACAAGUGCGACCACAUCAACCUGGGCUGCGACGUCAACUACGACAUCAACGGCACGGCCGUGCACGGCGCCGGCGUGGUGGGCUACGAGGGCUGGCUCGCCGGCUACCAGAUGACCUUUGAGGCCGGCAGGAACAGGAUCACGCAGAGCAACUUUGCAGUCGGGUACAAGACGGACGAGUUCCAGCUGCAUACAAACGUAAAUGAUGGCACCGAGUUUGGCGGCUCCAUCUACCAAAAGGUGAACGAGCAGCUGGAGACGGCCGUCAACUUGGCGUGGACCGCCGGCAACAGCAACACCCGCUUUGGCAUCGCCGCCAAGUACCAGAUUGACCCCGACGCCUCUUUCUCGGCCAAGGUGAACAACUCCAGCCUUAUAGGUCUGGGAUACACUCAGACUCUUAAGCCAGGCAUCAAGCUGACGCUCUCCGCCCUUCUUGACGGCAAGAACAUCAACGCCGGCGGCCACAAGCUGGGUCUCGGCCUGGAGUUCCAGGCGUAGAAGCUCUCGCCACUGACGCCCCCUCCAGCCCUCCCGACGUCCCCCCCCCCACUUCAAUUGAAUUAUAACGGGAAAAAUUAUUUAGCCCUCACGUUCCUCCUGUAGCCCCCGCCCUCCCACCCUUAGAUGUGCCACAGCUGGAAGACAAACGGGCGCCUGAGUCGGGACCACCUCCCACAUUUAAAGGACCACGUUUAAGGGAACGUUAUAUUUUGAAAACUAGAACCCAGCUAAGAACAAAAGUCAAAAGGGGAGUUUGAAGCGUGUCGCUGGCAAAAAGGGAACAACGUUCACCCCAGUCAUUUAUUCAUGUGAGCGUUUCACUUGUCCGAGAAAGUACGCAGAAAGAAUUGAGGGAUGAAAACGACACGCAAAAGAGCUUAAGAACCGAGUAAGCGUUCCUGUCUCUUUUUUUUUUGCUGGUGUUGCUCCUGAGAGAAGAUGGAAGCAGCUGGCAGUAGCACACAUCACACUACACCCCCCCCAUGUGUACAUUCUGUCUCUCGUGUCUGUUACUUCUAGCAAAACUAUUUUAUUGACUGUCCGUGUAGCUGAGUCCACCGGGGAAGUCUUACUAGCAGGACGGCAAAGACCGGGUCGGAUCACACGGACACAUGAGUUACGCCGAACAGGAAACUUGAGCUUUUUUGUCUUCCACUUGCAAUCAUGCUUAGUGUUUAUGACGCUCAUUUCUUCAAUAAAGAACAUCUUGAACCGA